Molecule: messenger RNA, 2982 nt
Organism: Carica papaya (papaya)
Lineage: Eukaryota; Viridiplantae; Streptophyta; Magnoliopsida; Brassicales; Caricaceae
Source: RefSeq, a predicted model, not a curated record
AGCUUCCUGAAGCAUCAAUGUCGUCACCUCGGUUUUCUUUUUUCUAAUUUAUUAUUUUUUACUCUUUUUAUUUUUUUUUUUUUGCCUAUUUUAAUGAAGACAAAAGGAAGAAGAAGAGAUCACAAUGUGGUCGCAACGUAUCUUUCCCCGAUUGGGUUUUAAUAGGCCAAACCAGUAACUGCUUAUUUAUUUAUUUAUUUUUUUAAUUCUGUGAGGAAUGAAAAUAUGUGCAUGUGCUUGUAGUCUCUCUGUCUUCUGAUCUGAGACGCUUCUUCUUCUUCUUCUUCUCAUUCUUUUUUCUCAUGGAGUUGAUUUGAGUUAACUUUCCACUGGACUUGGAACGCUGCGUUUUUGGUUCUGACUUUUGCCAAAGAGAUGAGUGACCGAGUGGGAGUGGAGUGGGAGCGGAUUUGAUAAAAAGGUCAGAGUUGUGGAUCUUUAAGUUUGUAUUCCUGGAGCAUACAGAUUACCUCUUUCUUUUUCCCUCUUGUCCCCGUGAACUGUUGAAAAGGACACAUGGCAACACUGAACGACAUUGGAGUUGCAGCAGCAAUCAAUAUUCUUAGUGCAGUUGCUUUCUUUUUGGCAUUUGCCAUACUUCGAAUCCAACCAGUAAAUGAUAGGGUUUACUUCCCAAAAUGGUAUCUCAAAGGUUUAAGGACCAGCCCAUUACGCACUGGUGCCUUCGUUAGCAAACUUGUCAAUUUAGAUUUUAGGUCAUACGUGAGGUUUCUAAACUGGAUGCCUGCGGCAUUACAAAUGCCAGAACCUGAGCUAAUUGAUCAUGCUGGAUUGGAUUCUGCUGUUUACUUGAGGAUUUACCUAGUAGGGCUAAAAAUUUUUGUUCCUAUUGCAUUGCUUGCCUUCACAAUUAUUUCUCCAAUAUCUUGGCUGCAGAUAUUCCAAUAUUUAAGGAAGAACACUAUAUUCUUUCAUUGUGUCUAUUGCAGAUUUUGGACCCAUUUGGUUAUGGCUUAUGCCUUUACCUUCUGGACAUGCUAUAUACUGAAAAGAGAGUACGAGAUAGUUGCAAAAAUGAGACUGCAUUUUCUUGCAACAGAGCAACAGAGACCAGAUCAAUUUACGGUACUGGUUAGAAAUAUCCCACCAGAUCCUGAUGAAUCAAUUACUGAGCUUGUGGAACAUUUUUUUCUGGUUAACCAUCCGGAUCACUAUCUUAGUCACCAGGUAGUUUACAACGCAAAUAAACUUGCUAAAUUAGUUAAUGAAAAGAAAAAAGUGCAGAAUUGGGUUGACUACUAUCAAAAUAAGUAUUCAAGAAAUCAAUCUAGGAGGCCCUCAAUGAAGACUGGUUUUCUUGGGCUUUGGGGAAGUAGGAGAGAUGCAAUUGAUUUUUACACGGCCAAAAUUGAGAGACUAUCAAGAGAAAUGGCCUUGGAGUCAGAAAGGAUCAUGAACAGCUCUAAAUCCAUAAUGCCAGUAGCCUUUGUUUCAUUUAAAUCUCGAUGGGGAGCUGCUGUUUGUGCACAAACUCAACAAUCUAGAAAUCCAACAAUGUGGUUGACUGAGUGGGCUCCAGAGCCCCGUGCUGUAUAUUGGGACAACCUGGCGAUUCCAUUUGUUUAUCUCACUAUUAGGAGGCUUAUUAUUUUUGUGGCAUUUUUCUUCCUUACCUUCUUUUUCAUGAUUCCUAUUGCAUUUGUACAAUCACUUGCAAACAUCGAGGGGAUUGAGAAAGCAGUUCCUUUCUUAAAACCGAUAAUUGAAGCGAAAGUAAUCAAAUCAUUUAUUCAAGGUUUCCUUCCUGGAAUUGCUUUGAAGAUAUUUCUUAUCUUUCUUCCUUCCAUAUUGAUGCUGAUGUCUAAAUUUGAAGGAUUUAUCAGCUUAUCAACCUUAGAAAGAAGAUCUGCGACAAGAUAUUAUAUUUUCCAGUUUAUUAAUGUGUUUCUUGGGAGCAUAAUAACGGGAACUGCUUUUCAGCAACUACAUAGUUUCAUUCACCAGUCUGCAAAUGAUAUCCCAAGAACCAUUGGUGUCUCAAUCCCAAUGAAGGCAACUUUCUUCAUAACAUAUAUAAUGGUCGAUGGAUGGGCUGGAGUUGCUGGAGAGAUUCUAAGACUAAAACCUUUGAUUAUUUAUCACUUGAAAAAUUUCUUCCUGGUGAAGACUGAAAAGGAUAGGGAAGAAGCAAUGGAUCCAGGAACUAUUGGUUUCAACACAGGCGAACCUCAAAUACAACUUUAUUUCCUACUUGGCCUUGUCUACGCUGUCGUGACCCCUAUCUUGCUUCCUUUCAUAGUAGUCUUCUUCGGCCUGGCUUAUGUAGUAUAUCGUCAUCAGAUCAUAAAUGUUUACAAUCAAGAGUAUGAGAGUGCUGCAGCAUUCUGGCCUGAUGUCCAUGGACGCAUCAUAAUUGCAUUAAUUGUCUCCCAACUGCUUCUGAUGGGAUUAUUAAGCACCAAAGACGCUGCUCAGUCGACUCCAUUGCUUAUCACACUUCCAGUAUUGACCAUAUGGUUCCACAUGUUCUGCAAGGGGCGAUACGAGCCUGCUUUUGUUAAAUAUCCAUUACAGGAAGCUAUGAUGAAAGAUACCCUGGAACGUGCAAAGGAGCCGAACUUGAACCUAAAAGGUUUCCUUAAAGAGGCUUACGUCCAUCCAGUUUUCAAGGAUGUGAAUGACAAUAAUAGUGAUGCAGGUUCUGAGGACUCUGAACACGAACCUAAACUUGUCGCUACAAAGCGCCAAUCUCGCAAGAAUACCCCAUUGCCCAGCAAACAGAGUGAGCAUAACAGCACCCGAAAUGCCGGUGAGCAUGAUCCUGAUUUUUAAGUUGAGUGUAAAAAGAACUGAGUUCCCAGGAGAUCAGUGGUUGUACAUGUGAUAAGAAAAAUGCAAGGAUAUAAAGAUAAUACACUGAAUCUACAGCAAACAACCCUAUAGAAAUUACACGAAUAUAGAAAUAUAAUUAGACUGAUCUUAGUUUUCUGGUUUUGGCAGCUUGACCUUUGAGCUGAUUGA